AGAUGACAACUUUCACUUCUCAACUCUACUCCAAUGGUGGAACCUCUCUGUUCAACAAGAACCAAACCUCUCCAUCGAACAAGCAUCUCAAUUUCUCAAAACCCUCGAGAGUACAAGUCAUAUCCGCCGUUCAGUUCCGACCUUGCAUCGACAUCCACAAGGGGAAAGUGAAACAAAUAGUUGGAUCCACUCUAAGUGACUUGAAAGAAGAUGGAUCAGUCCUCGUUACCAACUUCGAAUCAGACAAGUCUGCAGAAGAGUAUGCGAAGAUGUAUAAAGAAGAUGGGCUCACGGGUGGUCAUGUGAUCAUGCUUGGAGCUGACCCUUUAAGCCAAGCUGCAGCUUUAGGAGCAUUACAUGCUUAUCCCGGCGGUUUGCAAGUUGGAGGUGGAAUCAAUUCAGAGAAUUGCUUGAGUUAUAUAGAGGAGGGAGCAAGUCAUGUCAUUGUCACUUCGUAUGUGUUUAACAAUGGGAAGCUUGAUCUUGAAAGACUGAAAGAUCUUGUGAAGAUUGUUGGGAAGCAAAGACUGAUAUUGGAUCUUAGCUGCAGAAAGAAGGAUGGAAGAUACGCUAUCGUUACUGAUAGAUGGCAGAAGUUCAGCGAUGUCUUACUUGAUGAGGAAUCACUGGAGUUUCUUGGAGGAUUUGCAGAUGAGUUUCUUGUGCAUGGAGUAGAUGUUGAAGGAAAGAAGCUAGGGAUCGAUGAAGAGCUUGUAGCAUUGCUUGGCAACUAUUCUCCGAUUCCAGUAACGUAUGCGGGAGGCGUGACGGUGAUGGAUGAUAUAGAGAGGAUCAAGGAAGCUGGAAAGGGACGUGUGGAUGUAACUGUAGGAAGUGCCUUGGACAUUUUUGGGGGAAAUCUACCUUACAAAGACGUUGUCGCUUGGCAUCACAAGCAAGAAGAACCCUCGGCCUCAACACUCCACUGAAAUUCAUCAUGUUUCAUCUUUUGCUUUGUUUGAUUUCCAAGAUUGAAAUCUUCUACUUAAUAAUUGUUGUUGAAUAUUUUUCAUGAAUUAUUUCAUUGCUAAUUGCCUUACCAUUUC
This is a messenger RNA of Eruca vesicaria subsp. sativa (arugula), 1046 nucleotides long. The record is from the annotation of a GenBank genome assembly. Lineage: Eukaryota; Viridiplantae; Streptophyta; Magnoliopsida; Brassicales; Brassicaceae.